AUUGGCCCGAGGUGGUUCUUCAAUAGUGCUCCUGUGUCGGCCACCCCCGGCCCGAAACCGCAGCAGGUGGGGGCGGGACGGGGCGGGGGCGGGGCCUUGACGGAGGCCGGCGCCCCGCCUCCUUCGCGCUCUCCGCAGGCGUGACGUGCUACCUUUCCGCUCUCACGCCGGCUCUGCGCUGGGGUCUCUCCGCUUAGUUACCGCGUCCUAGCGCCGGUCCCGGAAGUGGGCUGCCCACCCCGCCACCCCCUCCCCGCGGUUUCUGUUCUUAGGCGGCGACGGUCGCCACGGUGGCGGCCACUGCAUCUCCUACCACCUCCCCGGCCCUGGGCGCGGUAUCAGCGGGCCCUGGGACCAUGACGGGCCAGGGACAGUCAGCGUCAGGGUCGUCGGUGUGGAGCACGAUAUUCCGCCACGUCCGGUACGAGAACCUGGUGGCGGGCGUGAGCGGCGGGGUCCUGUCCAACCUCGCACUGCACCCGCUCGACCUCGUGAAGAUCCGCUUCGCUGUGAGUGAUGGAUUGGAACUGAGACCAAAAUAUAAAGGAAUUGUGCAUUGCUUGACUACCAUUUGGAAACUUGAUGGACUACGAGGCCUCUACCAAGGAGUAACCCCAAACGUGUGGGGUGCAGGUUUAUCCUGGGGACUCUACUUUUUCUUUUACAAUGCCAUCAAAUCAUAUAAGACAGAAGGAAGAGUGGAACGUUUAGAGGCAACAGAAUACCUCGUCUCAGCCGCGGAAGCUGGAGCCAUGACCCUCUGCAUUACAAACCCGUUAUGGGUAACAAAAACUCGCCUUAUGUUACAGUACAAUGGUGUUGUUAACUCCUCACAGCGACAAUAUAAAGGAAUGUUUGAUACGCUUCUGAAAAUAUAUAAGUAUGAAGGUGUGCGUGGAUUAUAUAAGGGAUUUAUUCCAGGGCUGUUUGGAACAUCACAUGGUGCCCUUCAGUUCAUGGCAUAUGAGUUGUUGAAGUUGAAGUACAACCAGCAUAUCAACAGGUUACCAGAGGCCCAGCUGAGCACAAUAGAGUAUAUAUCUGUUGCUGCACUCUCCAAGAUAUUUGCUGUAGCAGCCACAUACCCAUACCAGGUCGUGAGAGCCCGUCUUCAGGAUCAGCACAUGUUUUACAAGGGCGUGCUGGACGUGAUCACAAAGACUUGGAGGAAAGAAGGCGUUGGUGGAUUUUACAAAGGAAUUGCCCCCAAUUUGAUUAGAGUGACUCCAGCCUGCUGUAUUACUUUUGUGGUAUAUGAGAAUGUCUCACAUUUUCUACUUGACCUUAGAGAAAAUAAAAAGUAAGCUAGAAGAAGAUAAUUUCAGUACAUCUGCUUAAGGGAGCAACUGUUCCUUUGUGUUUGAGAUGUAAACCUCGGAAGAAGACUGCGCAGCAACGUGGGUCACAUGGAAAUCAGUCUGUAGUCAUUAGAAGUCAAAGAACUGCUAAGACUUUGCAAUGUUUUUCCGCUUUUUGCCUUCCCCAUUUGUAUGGGAUUUGGCUACCUCGGCCAGAAAUGGCUCCCAUCGACACAAUAGUAAAACUGACAUCAAGCGGAGAGUUUCACAAAUUUCUGUAUUUCACUGUUCAUGUAGAAGCUGAUUAUAGCAUUUGCUAAAUGGAUUAGAUGAAUGUGCUUCUUUUUCUGAACUCAUUUGCCUGGAUUGCCUGGAUUGGCUUUAAAAUCAGUCUCUGUGCAAUAGCAAGAAAAUGGCCUAUGAAAAGAAUUAUUAUGGCUGUUUCAAGGGUAAAUUGAACUUGAAGGAUUUUGCUGGGGAAAGUACUGCUUAAAUCCAGACCAUUUUUGAAUUGGGAAAUUUUGGUGAGGAAAAAAAAAACACUGUUAAGUGUAUUUUCGUUUUAAUUCCAUUGGAAUGUGCUAACUAGGAAAAUUUGAGAAGUUAUAUACUUCUCUUCAUUUGAGAAAUGUCUGAUAUUUGUUGUCAUUAAUUUUUUUUCUCCAGGGGCUCUGUAAUUGUGGAUCCAGUUACAUUUUUUGACAUAGGAACUUAGUGUCUCGUAAAGUUAAAAAAUCUGAAUUAGGAUUCAGCUGGGUUAGCAUAUUUGGCUAUAAAUCACUGAUUGGCUGUAGGUGAAUAAUAGAUCACUUCAUACAGACACGAAAAUGAUUGGAAUAUGUUUUUGAGAAACUGUGUGGAAGUGAGAAACUAACUUCCUACUUCAGCUCUCUAACAUAUGGGUUCGGAUCCCAAAUAAAUGAUUAAUCUUCAUUGGUUGUUCAUAUUCAGGUUUAAAUACAAAUGACAUUGAUGGCCAUUAUUGAUUUUACUUUUAUGAGCCAUUGCAAAUACCUAUAAAAGCCUGCCCCCAAAGGAUGCCAGAAUAAUAUUUUUAUUUAUCAUAAACCUUUAUGAAUGCCGUUGCACUUCCAUCUGUUUGUUGUAAAUAAAACUGGUUUUCAAAGCCGUAUUUAAAUGGGUCUUUGAAAACGGGUCUAUUUUUUAUAUUUUGAAAAUGACAUUGUUUUAAAAAUACAGAAUAGUACGUAUCUAAUUGUAUUUACUCUAACCUCUUGUAACGUGCACAGAAUACUUUAUAAAUUAAAUGUGAUGUAUUUUUGCAUACUUCUGGAUUUACUAUAAUUCAUAUGAAAUCCCGAUAUGGGUCUCUACGUAGAAGACCAGUUAUAGUUACUGUUUGGAGUUUGGGAGGUAGUGCCAUUCUUUGAAUGCCUCCUGUGUACCCCCAUAUUACUAAAACAUAAUUCCUGUCUUCUAAGAGCAUACAAACUUACAGAAAAAAUAAAUAAGGAUUAAGUAACUAACAGUUCUAGGCUAACAGACAAGAAGAUUUCUACAAAGCUCUGUAAGAGUUCUGAGAAAAGAGAACUCAUUCUUCUCAUUCAACAAUGAGUUGUUACUGAGUUCUUGCUCUAUGCCGGCAGUGGAGAUAGAACAGGAAAUAAGCCAGACAACAUUCCUGCCCUCAGGGGAUUUUCAUUUUAGUGGGAGUGUCAGAGAACAUAAAUUAUGCUUAAUAUAAUCUCAGAUAGAUUAAAUGCUAUAAAUAGAACUAGAGCAGAGUUGGAAAUUGGGCUGCUAUCUUAGGAUGCUUAGGGUCAGGAAAGACCUCUUUGAAGAGAGAAUAUCUGAAACAUUUUGAAAGAAAGGAGGAAGCAAGCUACAACAAGAUAAGGAAUUCUAGGAUGGAUAGACACAUUCUAGGCAGAGAGAAUGUGAAACACAAAGGCCCUGAGGCAGGAAUUAAUUUACCCGGAGGGAAUGAGUUAAGGACAGGGUGACCAGGGAGGAGGAGGCUGGAGAAACGGCCCUUAUAGUAUGGAAGGAAAGAGUGCAGGAUUGGCUUCAGAUUUUAGCCUUCCCAUUUGCUGGUUGGCCUCAGGCCAAUCAAGUUUUCUCAUUUGUAAAAUGUGUCUUAGAUUUGUUCCUUUGCGGAUGAGGGUGAUAUGAGGAUGCUUGGGCAAGUGAUCAUUGAGGGAAUGCUCUUAGGAUCACAGGUAAUGGAGUGAAGAAAACAGGGGAAGAAGUAGUUUCAGAAGUUCACCUUCAGCCUGACCCUACGGGACACUGCAGUAUGAAUUGGACCACAGAGAUUAUUAUCCUGCCCUGAGGUGAGAGGCUGUGCUACUGUGUUCUCACAGCAGGCAGUCAUUCACUACCUGUCACGGUGGGAGGAGUGGAGGCUAGGUCCCUCUCUGAGGGAGCAGCCCUCCAAAUAAGGUGGGGAUGACAGCUGUUAGCAGCUGGGAAUAUGGGUGCACCGGCCCUGUAAAAAAGGAUUUGGUGGGUCAUCAACACAGCAUCUGCAAAUGAGGAUGUUAAAAGUAGGUAGCUCAAAGGAUUAUUGAUCAGAUUAAAUGGAUCAACCCAUGUCAAGUGCUUAGCAUUUUAGAAACAUUAGCAUGGACCAGCUCUUCUAGGCCAUGGUCAGAAGUUUAGAUUGGGGGAUAGAUUAUUCUAGCAAUGGUAUGAGGAAACAGGAGACAAGAAACAGGGUUACUAGUUAGGAAGCUUUCACAGACACCUAGUGAAGAGCUUGAGGAGUUGGAGAUAGUUUAUAGCUUGGUGGGAACUAGAGCAGGGUUCGUGGAAGAGAAAACUUGAAGUUUGGCCUUGGUGGUAGAGAUUUCAAAGGGAACCACGAAAAAAAAAAAGCACAGGUGACAUGUCUUGAGCAGUGGGUUGUCAAUGUGGUUAAAAAAAAAAAGGAAAAAAUAGAACAGAAAGCUGAAAGACCAGGACCAGGACCACAUGUCUGGUCUCUUUUACUCAUCAAAUAAAACCCAAACACAUGUAGUAAGGCUCAGAGUUCUGAGAGUUCUGAGUCUUACUACAUGUGUUUCGGUUUUAUUUGAUGAGUAAAAGAGAAGUGAGAGUCAUUAACAGAAGAGAGAGACACGGUUACAUCGUAAGGGUGACAGAAGACAACCAAUCAGAUAAGAGAAGCAAACUCAAAGGGAAGGGGUUAUCAACCAUGUAAAUAUUUCAGUAAGGUGAAGAUGAAUGUCACUGAUAACUUUAAGCAGAUUCAAAUUAUAGAGGCUGAAGACAGAUUGCAAGCAGUUAAGCAGGUGGGGCAAAGAGCAAGUAUUCAUUUCACUCGAGGCUCUUCUUCCUUGGAUUUCAGCAGAUAAAGGAAAGGUAGA
This is a messenger RNA of Mustela erminea (ermine), 4627 nucleotides long. RefSeq names its product solute carrier family 25 member 32 (gene SLC25A32). Gene Ontology annotation, cellular component: mitochondrial membrane; mitochondrion. Gene Ontology annotation, biological process: nucleotide transport; mitochondrial transport; folate import into mitochondrion. NCBI's taxonomy places the organism in Eukaryota, Metazoa, Chordata, Mammalia, Carnivora, Mustelidae. The record is from RefSeq and is a predicted model, not a curated record. Bases 357 to 1304 code for a protein of 315 amino acids. The transcript has 7 exons. Gene Ontology annotation, molecular function: FAD transmembrane transporter activity; folic acid transmembrane transporter activity.